Molecule: messenger RNA, 1285 nt
Organism: Xiphias gladius (swordfish)
Lineage: Eukaryota; Metazoa; Chordata; Actinopteri; Istiophoriformes; Xiphiidae
Gene: tspo
Product: translocator protein
Exons: 5
Coding region: 192-770 (192 amino acids)
Cellular component (GO): mitochondrial outer membrane
Source: RefSeq, a predicted model, not a curated record
UCGCCCGUGCGGCAGCGGCUCGGGGAGUGUCUGCCGAGUGACCGGUCGCGAUAAGACCGCCCUGCCCGCCCAGCGCGCUUCUAUCACAACACGCCAGCAUGCCGGAGGUUCGCACUGUGGGUGUGUAGCUUCAGUCCGACAGUACAACAGACGAACUGUACAUACCGAGCGGAAGAGCCGACUGAGGGAACAUGUGGCUGCCUAUGAUUGGAAUGACCGCCCUGCCACACCUGGGAGGGCUCUACGGCGGUUACAUCACACGUAAAGAGGUGAAGACCUGGUACCCUACCCUGAAGAAACCAUCGUGGCGCCCACCAAAUGCAGCAUUCCCUGUAGUGUGGACGUGUCUGUACACAGGCAUGGGGUAUGGCUCCUACCUGGUGUGGAAAGAGCUGGGAGGUUUCACUGAGGAUGCACUGGUUCCACUGGGACUUUAUGGGCUGCAACUUGCUCUGAACUGGGCCUGGACUCCUAUUUUCUUUGGUGCACACAAGCUGAAAUGGGCACUCAUUGACAUUGUGCUUCUUACUGGGACUGUCGGCGCCACCAUGGCGUCUUGGUAUCCCAUCAACCGCACUGCCACUCUGCUCAUGGCGCCGUACCUGUCCUGGCUGUGCCUCGCCACUUCUCUCAACUACUGCAUAUGGAGAGACAACCGUGAGGAAAAAGAAGACAGAGCCACAGAAGAGAUAAAAAACUUUCAUCAGGUUAUUUAUCAUCCAAGUUCACUGUCUUAUUUUAUUUUUAAAAAAUGUGUGGUAAAAAGCUGACAUUUACAUAAAUUUUAAUAUAUAUGCAGUCAUAAUGUAGCACCAGUACAUGAACCAGACACAUUCAGCAGCUCAGACCACUAACAAGAACACACAACCCAAUAAAUGUAUCCUAACAAAAUAAUGUAGACAUUUUUUUUAAUGUGUAUCUGGAUCUGCAUCAAAAUUAACAGAGCUAGACAAUUGUAUGAUGAUUCUGCCAGAUUUUUUUCAGUUGAGUAAAUUCUGGAUUUCAUAAGAAAAUAAUGAAAACAUCGGAGGAUGUUCAGAAAUGUUUAUUUAAAAAAGACCAAAGCCUAAAAUCACUUGUUCCUCGGCCUGUGGACUUAGUGUUUCAACCAAACUUCAUUGAAAUUUCAACGACACAUUUUUGAUAUAUCUCAAAUAACAGACACAAAAACAAAACCUCGGUGGAGGGUAAACAUCAUUUUGCAAUUUAAAAUGUGUGUCUUCAGUUUUAUCUAUAGUCUUUUCAGUUUAAUUUGUGUUUGUGGAGUGAAUUCCUUUCCCCUCAC